AUAUUCACCUUGAAGGGGCGUGGCGUCACCGUGGAGGCCGGGCGCAGGCGAACAUGGAGGUUUAGUUAUCGGUUGGUAUCCGCUGGAUAAGGAGGGCACCUUACGAAACGUCUUUUAUUUUCAGUUUUUCUUCGUUUUACUUUGUUUUUUGGCCUCAACAUGGAGAUGAAGAAGAGGAUCAGCCUGGAGCUGAGGAACAGAAACCCAGCUGAGGUGACGGAGCUAGUGGUGGAUAACUGCCGCUCCACUGAUGGCGAGGUCGAAGGUCUGACAGAUGAGUACACGGGGAUGGAGAUCCUCAGCAUGGUGAACGCCGGCCUCACCUCACUCUCCAAGCUGCCCUCUCUGCCCAAACUAUGCAAGCUGGAGGUGAGCGAUAACACCAUCUCAGGAGGUCUGGACACGCUAGCGGAGAAAUGUCCCAACCUGACAUACCUGAACCUGAGCGGGAACAAAAUCAAGGAGCUGAGCAGCAUUGAGGCGCUGCAGAACCUGAAGAACCUGAAGAGUCUGGACCUGUACAGCUGCGAGGUGACCACGCUGGACGACUACAGAGAGAGCGUGUUCGAGCUGCUGCCUCAGCUCACCUACCUGGACGGGUAUGACCAGGAGGACAACGAGGUGCCCGACUCGGAGGCUGACAACGAUGAGGAUGAUGAAGCCGGCCCACCUGGAGAUGACGAUGACGAGGAGGAGGAGGAGGAGGAGGAGGAGGAAGGCUCUGAAGGGGAAGAAGAUGAGGUUGGCCUGUCGUACCUGAUGAAGGAGGGAAUCCAGGAUGAAGAAGACGAUGGGGACUAUGUUGAAGAGGAGGAGGACGAGGAGGAGGAAGAGGAAGAUGGAGACGAGGACAGAGCUGGCGUUCAGGGAGAGAAGAGGAAGAGAGAUGCAGAGGACGAAGGUGAAGGUGACGACGAUGACGACGAAUAGCUGACACCC
Messenger RNA from Monopterus albus (swamp eel), 939 nucleotides. Its product is annotated as acidic leucine-rich nuclear phosphoprotein 32 family member E-like. Gene Ontology annotation, cellular component: nucleus. The transcript is spliced from 7 exons. Gene Ontology annotation, molecular function: histone binding; phosphatase inhibitor activity. Gene Ontology annotation, biological process: regulation of apoptotic process. Bases 160 to 930 code for a protein of 256 amino acids. NCBI's taxonomy places the organism in Eukaryota, Metazoa, Chordata, Actinopteri, Synbranchiformes, Synbranchidae. The record is from RefSeq and is a predicted model, not a curated record.